Punica granatum (pomegranate) is the source of this 1523-nucleotide messenger RNA. NCBI's taxonomy places the organism in Eukaryota, Viridiplantae, Streptophyta, Magnoliopsida, Myrtales, Lythraceae. The record is from RefSeq and is a predicted model, not a curated record.
CGAGUGGUGUAUACCCCUGGCCGCGUGAAAAUCUUUCCCCUUCCGUGAAAGUCUGAUAAUUACUUCUGCCAGUGAGUACCGGAGACGACGAAUUCGAGCUGCCUUCUUCCAUGGAGUUGGAGAUUUGAGGAGCGCCGGUAAUGGAGUGUGCCGGCAAGGGAAGAGGAACGAGGUGCGUCGGCCCAGCGAGGCAGCGUUGUGGCCGCUGCCGAGCCGUCGCUUAUUGUUCCGCCUCUCACCAGUUAUCUCACUGGAGUGUCCAUAAGGAAGAGUGUGCGAGGUUAGAGGAGCAGAUGAAGCAGGUCGAUGUGCUGAACGAUUUUCCCUUCACGUUCUCUGAAGAAGCCACGGUUCAGGUUUGUGAAAAUCAGGAGUCGAGGUGUUCGUUUCUCACUAGGAGGGGCAUCCAUCUUAAGGGAAUGUGGGCGUGCGAGUGCAGCUGUCAACCGGUGGUUAAAUCCUUGCAAUCUGGAAGGUUAUAUGACAGUUGGAAUCUCCCGAGUAUCUUGUGCCCUUGUAGUGGGCCCCCGUCUCCUCUGUUGAAUCGACUAGUUGGUUGGGAUGAUUAUUACAAAUGGAGGGAUAUCCCUCUACAUUCACCUAUUGCCGUGCUCCUCCACUGGCCACUAACAAUAUAUCAUGCCAUUCAACUUGCUGAAAUUGGAGGCUUCAUGCUUAGAGACAAAAGUGAUCUACGAAUACACUAUCUUGGACCAGAGAAGGAGCUUGUACAGUUUGGUGCCCUUGCAGAGUUGCGGGCUCUUCUUCCAGGCUUUCAAGUGCAUAUUGAGCUUGUUGGACCUGCUGUUCCACAUUUUAGAGAUGGUGAGAGGAUCAACUUCUCUAGCUACAUUCAAUGCACUGAUAGUGAUUGCAUUUGCAAAUCUUCAAGUGGAAGCAUGACCCAAGAUUCAAGUGAUGGCCAAACUUCUGAAGUUGUACUGCAAUUCCGAAGAGGCCUUUACCAUGAUGUCUAUGGAGAUAUAGCGAAACAUUCUCUUCCUGAUCUGAUCAUUGCUCCAAAUGCUGGCAUUGCUGCUUACCCUAGCUGGCUACCGACUAUUGAGCUGAUUAAGAAGAUAAAUGUCCCAGCGGUUUUUUCCGAUUAUUGCGAAGAAGCAUGCCAUCUAGCCGCUCGUUGCAUAAAUGCGGCGACUGGUCAUACGCUCUCGCUCCCUAUCCAACUGAAUCCCUUCAGGCAGCCUUUGGCGGUUGAAGAGAGUGCACUGCUCCUCCCUUGCUACUCGAACUGCUUUCUUUUCGGGAUUGGGGCUUUUGUUCGAUGAAAUUAAUGUACUUUCUGUUUUGGGUCAUUAUAUUUGGCUCCUAUCUUCUGUUGCUGAUUGUCCAUUUUAAACAUUAGAAAUUGUGCCAAUAGACCAAUGCACUAAUAUGUGUUUUGUACUUCUAUGGAUCACGCAGUUUUUGGUCCGGAUUAGUCGGGACGAGGAGAACCCAAUUUGGUCAUCUCAGUGUAGCUUUCUAUAACUUAAUAGAAACAUAUUGUACAUUUCUUCGGAAAA